AUGGCAAAUCUGAGUCACCCAUCUGAAUUUAUCCUUUUGGGUUUCUCAGCCUUUGGGGAGCUGCAGGUGGCACUGUAUGGGCCCUUCCUGGUACUUUAUCUUCUGGCCUUCAUGGGAAAUAUAAUCAUCAUUGCCACGGUCUUGGCCAGUGCUCAACUACACACACCUAUGUACUUCUUCCUGGGAAAUUUUGCCCUACUAGAGACUUUGGUCACCAUGACUGUAGUGCCCAAGAUGCUUUCAGACCUCCACGCCUCCACCAAGACAAUUUCCUUUGCUGGAUGCAUGGUCCAAUUUUAUUUCUGCUUCUCUUUUGGUUCUACCACCUUCCUGAUCUUGGCAGACAUGGCCCUGGAUCGCUUCAUGGCUAUUUGCUACCCACUCCGCUAUGGAACCCUUAUGAGCUCAGUAGUAUGUGUCUGUCUGGCAGGGGCAGCCUGGGCAGCACCCUUCCUGGCCAUGGUGCCCACUGUUCUGUCCCGGGUACAGCUCUCCUAUUGUCAUGGUAACAUCAUUAACCACUUUUUCUGUGACAAUACCCCACUGCUGCAGCUAGCCUGCUCCAAUACAUCUCUGUUAGAGUUCUGGGAUUUUAUGAUGGCAUUGACUUUUGUCCUCAGCUCUUUCCUGAUAACAGUUGUCUCCUAUGGCUAUAUCAUAACCACUGUGUUGCGAAUCCCCUCUUCCAGUGGCCGCCAAAAGGCCUUCUCUACAUGUGGCUCCCAUCUAACUCUGGUCUUUAUUGGCUAUAGCAGCACAAUCUUUGUCUAUGUUCAACCUGGGAAGGCACAUUCUGUGGAGCUCAACAAGUUUGUGGUCUUAGUCACUUGUAUCCUGACUCCUGUCCUCAAUCCCUUUAUUUUUACCCUCCGCAAUAAGACAGUGAAAGCUAUCAUCCGAGGACAGGUGCAAAGACUAAAAGACCUAAAGAAUUUAGCAUGA
Molecule: messenger RNA, 942 nt
Organism: Phascolarctos cinereus (koala)
Lineage: Eukaryota; Metazoa; Chordata; Mammalia; Diprotodontia; Phascolarctidae
Product: olfactory receptor 6V1-like
Biological process (GO): G protein-coupled receptor signaling pathway
Cellular component (GO): membrane
Molecular function (GO): olfactory receptor activity; G protein-coupled receptor activity
Source: RefSeq, a predicted model, not a curated record